AUGUUUGCUCUGCUAUUAUGUAUAAUUCUUUACGGAAUAAGAGCUCAUUAUAGGAGCGAAAUGAUCGACGAGCUGGACAGGGUACGGCAGGAAAAUGAGCCAGCAAGAGUGUACUUCGUCGAGGCGGGAUCAGGAGCAAGAAGAAUAAUGCCUCCUCCUAUUUCGCCUCCGCUAACAGAACAGCAAGUCUACUAUCCUCUCGGACAAAUGCUUGUCGACGAAGCAAGAAGAGCAGCUCUAUAG
Molecule: messenger RNA, 243 nt
Organism: Necator americanus (New World hookworm)
Lineage: Eukaryota; Metazoa; Nematoda; Chromadorea; Rhabditida; Ancylostomatidae
Exons: 3
Coding region: 1-243 (80 amino acids)
Source: RefSeq, a predicted model, not a curated record